GACCACAUCAUUUUUGUUCCCUUUGUUGGAUAUAUCCUAAUGUCAAAUGUGGCAUAUCUUUGUUGUCUCCUUCUGUCUCCCAACUAGAGAGAACACACUUACGGCUCCUGUCCCGGGCAGGUUUGGUUGUCGGUGUGAUUGGCUUCCAGGGAACCUGAUACAAGGAGCAACUGUGUGCUGCCUUUUCUGUGUCUUUGCUUGAGGAGCUGUGCUGGGUGCUGAUAUUGACACAGACCAUGCUGCUCCUGCUGCCGAUACUGAACCUGAGCUUACAACUUCAUCCUGUAGCAGCUUUAUUCACCGUGACAGCCCCUAAAGAAGUGUACACCGUAGACGUCGGCAGCAGUGUGAGCCUGGAGUGCGAUUUUGACCGCAGAGAAUGCACUGAACUGGAAGGGAUAAGAGCCAGUUUGCAGAAGGUAGAAAAUGAUACGUCUCUGCAAAGUGAAAGAGCCACCCUGCUGGAGGAGCAGCUGCCCCUGGGAAAGGCUUUGUUCCACAUCCCUAGUGUCCAAGUGAGAGAUUCCGGGCAGUACCGUUGCCUGGUCAUCUGCGGGGCCGCCUGGGACUACAAGUACCUGACGGUGAAAGUCAAAGCUUCUUACAUGAGGAUAGACACUAGGAUCCUGGAGGUUCCAGGUACAGGGGAGGUGCAGCUUACCUGCCAGGCUAGAGGUUAUCCCCUAGCAGAAGUGUCCUGGCAAAAUGUCAGUGUUCCUGCCAACACCAGCCACAUCAGGACCCCCGAAGGCCUCUACCAGGUCACCAGUGUUCUGCGCCUCAAGCCUCAGCCUAGCAGAAACUUCAGCUGCAUGUUCUGGAAUGCUCACAUGAAGGAGCUGACUUCAGCCAUCAUUGACCCUCUGAGUCGGAUGGAACCCAAAGUCCCCAGAACGUGGCCACUUCAUGUUUUCAUCCCGGCCUGCACCAUCGCUUUGAUCUUCCUGGCCAUAGUGAUAAUCCAGAGAAAGAGGAUCUAGGGGAAGCUGUAUUACGGAAGAAGAUCUGGACCUGCGGUCUUGGGAGUUGGAAGGAUCUGAUGGGAAACCCUCAAGAGACUUCUGGACUCAAAGUGAGAAUCUUGCAGGACCUGCCAUUUGCACUUUUGAACCCUUUGGACGGUGACCCAGGGCUCCGAAGAGGAGCUUGUAAGACUGACAAUCUUCCCUCUGUCUCAAGACUCUCUGAACAGCAAGACCCCAAUGGCACUUUAGACUUACCCCUGGGAUCCUGGACCCCAGUGAGGGCCUAAGGCUCCUAAUGACUUUCAGGGUGAGAACAAAAGGAAUUGCUCUCCGCCCCACCCCCACCUCCUGCUUUCCGCAGGGAGACAUGGAAAUUCCCAGUUACUAAAAUAGAUUGUCAAUAGAGUUAUUUAUAGCCCUCAUUUCCUCCGGGGACUUGGAAGCUUCAGACAGGGUUUUUCAUAAACAAAGUCAUAACUGAUGUGUUUUACAGCAUCCUAGAAUCCUGGCAGCCUCUGAAGUUCUAAUUAACUGGAAGCAUUUAAGCAACACGUUAAGUACCCCCACUGUGGUAUUUGUUUCUACUUUUCUGUUUUUAAAGUGUGAGUCACAAGGUAAUUGUUGUAACCUGUGAUAUCACUGUUUCUUGUGUCUCUUCUUUCAACUACAUCUUUUAAAACAAAACGGUGUGGGGUUUGGUUGUUUUGGUGGUAGUGGUAGUGUUUCUCAGUGGUAUCUCCUUAAGAAAAAAAAUCAUCAUGCCAGUGAAUUGUUUCUUCAGCCAUUUCAGAUGGGAAGCUGGAAUAGCCUGUCCCCCAAGCUAAGCCUUCUUCCCUAGCUUUCUGCGUGAUUUUACAUUGAGCAUUCCUGUUGCUUUGUUUCUAUAACUGUAAUGUGGUGAUGUCAUUGUUAGGGCACUUGAGGGUGGGCGUUCUGGAAGUCCUUUCAGGUUAGUGUUUGGGGGCAGGGUUGCUCAGAAUACAUAAAGGUGCUAACUUAAACUGCAGCCAUGGAGCUCAGUGAAUUCACUAACCUUCGGGCUGUCCAAAUGUGCACAUUAGCUACUGUGACCCCUGUAGGUUAGGGAGCCUGAAGCCAGCUCUUUACCUGGUGUUUAGACUCAGCAGAAUUUGGAGUCAAUGGGACCAAAUGGUUGUGAAAUUAAGAUUUGAAGUGUGCAUCUUAUUUUAUCACCAUCUGCCCAACAAAACUUCAGAAAAUGCCUUUGAAGCACAAAAAUGUAAUCGUUUAUGUGAAAUCUCUGAGUUGCAUUUAGAUGCCCAUUGCAGCAAGGUGGCUCUCUCACAGAUUCCACACCUUAGCCUAAGAUACCAGACAGCAGGACAGAGAGAAAAGUCCUUCCUGGUGUGCAAACUUCCUUACACUGGACCUCGCCUCUCAGGUGUGUGAUUGGUAGGCCAAAUCCCGAUAGCCAAUCGGUGUUGGGUGCUUUGUCUGCUCUACUGGGAGUCCAGUGGUACAAUGGAUUCUGGCAAAAUGCUGCCAUCUUGGCCCUCGCUGGGCUGCUUUCUAGGAUAUUCAUAGAGAAAGGGCCGUCCAGAUCCAGUAUCCUAAAAUCCUGAGAGGAGAAUAUAAGUUAGUGUGUCUCACUAUAACUAUCUCUAUGAUCGGUCACAUUACUAUCUAACAGUUACCAAAUACUAUAUGCCUAAUACUGGUAAGCAUUUUAUACACACCAUUGGAUUGAAUCCUCUCAAAAUCCUCAAAAAGGAAGUUAUUAAUACCUCCAUAGGCAAGGAGCCCAGAACCCAGAGAGGUCAGGCAGUCUAGUUAUAGAUGCCUGCUUUGUUUAGAAGUGAACAAGAGCAUCAAAUUAUUAAUGUGCCCUGGUUAUUAAUGCGCCCUGGUUACCUGCUGGAUGGAACAUCAAGGUGGACUUUUGGCAGUUGCAUACACCCAGAGGUAUUUUGGCUAUUCACGGAUUAAUUUCACACGAAGUGUUUCAGAGACAUGUGUAGGGGAAGUCCGGGUUCAGGGGGCCUAAGAUUCAAACUCUAGCUUAGCUACGUCUGACCUCCCUAAGCACUAACUUACUAUCAAAAGAAUGAGCAGUAAAAGAAUGGUGUUUACUGCCUGCCUUUAUCAGGCAGUGAACGUGCAGCGGGCAACGAAUGCUUGAUAAGUGUGUGUCAGUGUGAAGUCCCAUGUACCAGCCGCUGUCCCCACUGCAAAAGCAGCAGAGCGCUCAGACAUCAUCAGCUGAUUUACCAGCAGCAGAUUUCUUCUUCUAGUCCCAUCCCUGAAGAAGCUUCCAGCCUAGGUACAUUGCAUGGGCUUUGUGCUCCAGGAGUUCCUACACAGCCCUCAACUUCAACACAGGCAAAGUGCUUACUGAUCCUCAUGUAUCUUACAGGGUCCCCUCUACCCACAAUACCUCAUUGCUGGAACUUCAAAUCUUCCUGAAUAAAAGCUUGCCCGUGGUUUAAUUA
Mus musculus (house mouse) is the source of this 3415-nucleotide messenger RNA. It is a transcript of the gene Pdcd1lg2, whose product is annotated as programmed cell death 1 ligand 2. NCBI's taxonomy places the organism in Eukaryota, Metazoa, Chordata, Mammalia, Rodentia, Muridae. Gene Ontology annotation, molecular function: receptor ligand activity. Gene Ontology annotation, cellular component: plasma membrane. The coding region runs from base 237 to 980 and encodes 247 amino acids. The record is from RefSeq and is marked validated. The transcript has 6 exons. Gene Ontology annotation, biological process: negative regulation of T cell proliferation; negative regulation of T cell receptor signaling pathway; signal transduction.